This is a messenger RNA of Aspergillus glaucus CBS 516.65, 1506 nucleotides long. RefSeq lists its product as uncharacterized. The record is from RefSeq and is a predicted model, not a curated record. NCBI's taxonomy places the organism in Eukaryota, Fungi, Ascomycota, Eurotiomycetes, Eurotiales, Aspergillaceae. The coding region runs from base 1 to 1506 and encodes 501 amino acids. The transcript has 6 exons.
AUGCUUCAUGAUGAAGUCGCCAAUGGCUCUCAACUUUGUCUGAUCACUGAAGAGCUCAUCAAUCCAACCAUUCGCGAUGGCUUCGCUUCGUUCCCAGGCGACAUCAUCGAAGAGCAUGCGUGCCCGCAUUUUUCACAGGUAUACAUAGAUCAAAGACCGAGAAAAGCAAACCCGCCAGGAACAUGGCCCCAAAUACGAACCCCCCCCCCCAUCUUUACAUACGCCAAAUUCGAUGUCCAGGCACUCUGUCGCCGAGAAACUGCCCUUCGAGAUGAAAUUGAGUGUGCCUGCGAUGUGAACCAGCAUCCUGCCAGUGGAAGUUUCAACUGGGCUAUCCGUAUUUCAUUUGAAGAUGGGACGCGAUGGUUUCUACGCGAAGCUGCCACUCUACAGUACAUAAAAGCAAGCAGUGAUAUUCCGAUCCCAGAUGUGUAUGACUAUAGCGCUACGUCAGACAAUGACAUUGGUAUCCCGUACAUCCUGAUGAGCGAAGCAUCUGGUCAGCCACUUUCAAAUACAUGGAAACCAGUACCUCUGCAUGUCAAAGCCAAGGUGCUCUUCCAACUGGGCGCUAACACAUGGAAACUGUCACGGUUGCGUUUCGACCAGAUAGGCUCGCUAUUCAAGGAACAGGGGAGCUUCGAGGCCAAGGAGUGCCUCUCGCGCGGUCAUGUAAUGCAAGAUCGGUGUUCUCUCGAAGGGAUACCCCGCGGUCCGUUUACUCCAAAAGCUGAGUUCUACAGCAGCCUGAUCACUGCAUUUACAGAGCAUGCAGAGGCUUUACCACUAUCGCAUCAUUGCUUUGUCGUUCCCGUCCCCCAGCGUGAUGACUAUGAGUCUGAUUCUCAGUACCACCGGGCAUGUGAUCUUUGGAAUGACUUUGUGGCUGUUGGGAGCAAGCUUGAUUCUUCAGAUAACAGGCUCGAUUGCAUCAUUGCCGGUGAUUCUCUGCGGGAUAUUAUACAGAGACUGGACCCAGAAACUACACUAGAGUCAUUUCCACUUUACCAGCCUGACUUGAGCGUUAACAACAUAUACACUAUGCUAUUAAUCCCGCCUGGACUACCACAUUCUCAUGACGAAUUAAGCCAAGACCUUAUUGCUGCUUUCAGAAAUGGGUUCAGCGCUGCUAUCUCUUCAACACUAAGAACUGAGACAGCUGAAUACAGCAAGUCUUUUGGAUCACCACAGCAGAGCAGAUGUUUCUGGUUGCUAACUCGGCUUCUCAAUUUUGACUCAGAAGAUGACUUCAACCUCUUCACCCCCCGCUCUUCACCUUACUACAAGCAACGAUACGAGGAGAUGCGACUGGAAGAUGAACCGCUAGAGAAGACGCAGAGAAAAGAGCACGAUUAUUUCCGGCAUCAAGGUAUUCUGAGACACUCGAUAGCUAGGAAGUUGACGCUUGUAUCACGGGAUAAUCGGAGGGAUGGGAUGUUUAUUGCUGAUUCUAGGUUAUGGAAAUGGAUCUUGGAGUGUAUGGACGAAUGGGAACGUAUUUCUUGA